GUGACUGCUGGCGACCCGUGGGACACCGUCGGGUGCCGCUCCCGCCCGACGCUCAGAUCCUCGCCGCCUCGCUUGCGUUCCGCAACCUUCUGCAGCACCGCGGCGUGCAGCACCCCAGCACCGCCCCGCCACGCUUGUGUGUGCAGUGUGGUGCAGCUGCACACACACGGCGCUGCCUCCUCACGCAGCCGCUGCCUCGCGGCCCGUACGAGAGUCAACACAGGCAGGUGAAGGCGCCGCCGAUCCCCGGCACCUGCGCAAACACCUCCACCACCGCCACGCCGCACACACCGCAGGGACGCCCUCGUGCCUCCUGCAGGCACCGUCCCGCCAUCUCUGCCCCGAGGACGUGUGCGCAGCUCGUCCCCGCCGCGCCCUGCCACGAAGAGCGUCUCCCCGCAGCCGGAGCUGUGCGGCGCCGCGCCUUCCUGAGUGACUCGCCACUGACAUUAAUGUGGUGAUUGCGGCGAUUAGCGAGUCACGUGACGGACGCUUGUUACGGCAGUGCGUAGUGCCAGCACGCCCCGCCCCACCCCGCCCUGAUCCAGGCCGCACCACACCACCCCGCGCCCCGGCCCGCCCCGCCCCGCACAGCAACAAGCGGCACCACUUUCUACGCCUGUGUAGGAUGACUGCUGCUCUGUGGCGGAGUGUGGAUGCUUGAGCGUGUGUGCGUGCGUGCGUGCGUGAGUGAGUGAGUGGCUCGAGGUCAGCCUUCCUCAUUACCGCCUGGCAGGGACACUCGAUAACAGCCGCGACCCUCGCCCAGCCGCGACGCGUCACGGCUCCCCGAUAAGCAGAGGCGACAGACGACAGACACUCAGGCAGCACUCAGCCCUGCCCCGCCCCUGCCGCUGCCUCUCCUGCCGACUGCAUCACCACCACCACCACCACAACAACCAACAACCACGAAAACAGAUCUUCCUGUCAAUAACGCGCAUUCACCACCACCACCACCACAACAACAACAACAACAACAAUAACAACAACCAAAAUAGCUCUUCCUGUCAAUAGCGCGCAUCCACCACCACCACCACCACCACCACCACCACUACUACCAGCAACCUCGUCAGUGGCAACAUUCCCCAUAGUGGAGUAGUGAGUUGUGAAUCGAGGCCCUCAGCACCGCCUCCACUCACAGCCUUCCCUCACUCGCCCGCCACCCCUCGCCUCCCACACACCGCCGCUCCUCCACACCCACACCUCCACCACCGCCGCCCUCUCCCCCGCCCUUGUGAUACCCAUGUUGUAAAGACAGUGAUUAAAGAAAGUGAGAUACUGAACCAGAGAAAAUUACUCCCAUCACAUCAUGUUCCGGAGUUCAGGAGCGAGGAUGCCGUCUAUCGGUGCGGGAAGCGUGGACAUUCGCUCCAUUUUCAGUAGCAUCCUUAAUGUGAUCAAGAGCCGCGCCAACCAGAUAUGCUCCGCCACUUGCGACGGCCUGGUGCUUCGUAUGCACUACAGAUGGACCUUCUGUCUGCUGCUCGGGGGCUUCCUCACGGUGUGGUAUUCAUGGUAUCACCGUGACGUGAUCACCUGCGUGUCGCACUUCAACGCGGAGACUCAGGUGCGGCUGGACUACAUCAACAUCUGCCUGUCCUACCCAUACCUGGAGGAAGAGGAGAAUGGGCCGCGCCGCUACAUUCUCUUCUACCGCUGGAUCUCCUGGUCCCUGCUGGUGCUGGCGGGCGUGUUCUACAUCCCGCGCAAGAUCUCCAAGAGUCUGGACAACGCGCGGUGCAAGAAGCUGCUGGAGGACCUAGCCAGCAACGCCAGCAGGUACGACCAGGUGGAGGAACAGCUGGUGGAGAGGGCGGCGCGGUACCUCAUCUUCAACCUCAAGACACACAACGGCCUCUACUGGAAGUACCUGGGCGUGAACGUGCUGGCCCUGGGCGUGGACCUGUUCGCCAUGCAGUACCUCGACUUCAUCCUGCAGGGCCGCUUCAUCGGAUACGGGUUCAACUCGUACCCGUUCUCCCGCGACCCUCGCACCUUCACGGACUACAUGUCGCAGACGUUCCCGCCGUUCGCCACCUGUGAGCUGACCAGAGUGAACCAGCUGACCAACAAGCGUACGGAGAAAUUCGGUUGCCACCUGACCAUCAUGGAGCUGUACGAGAAGGUGUUCCUGGUGCUGUGGCUGUGGCUCAUCUUGCUCACCUUCCUCACCUGCUGCUACCUCGUCUUCCUGGCGUGCAUGUGGCUGCCCUGCGUGCGCUGCUACCUCCUGCGCACCGCCAAGCCAGCGCACGGCAGCGACAAGGUGCGCAACGUCAUCCAGAAGGUCGCCGCCAACUGCAAGAUCGGAGACAUCUACCUGCUGUACCGCCUCAAGGGGCACCUCAGCCACGUGCGCUUCUACGAGCUCAUGAUGCGUCUGUCAGACCCCAGCCUGAGGAGCGCGCAGCCCCAGCCCGCGCCGGGGCCCACGCCGGAGGGCAAGGACAAGAUGCCGCCCAACAAGAUGCAGGACACGCUGAGGCGCCGCCCCGCCCCGCAGGACCAGCAGAUGCUCCCCGAGUACCUGCAGCAAUACCUGAACAACCCAGAGAUGAUGCAGCGCCACCCGCAGGCCCCGCACCCAGACCAACGGACGCCGCUGCUAAAGAAGGCCACUAGUAUCUUAAUUGAGUAGUUGACGCGGCGAAGGUGUUCCGUGCCCGCCUCCCGCCAGUGGUUAGUCAAGCCUAGGGGUGCUAGGAUGCUAGGAUGCCUGCAUGUCCUUCCUGCUGAGCUAAAGGACGCUGAGGUGAGCUUCGCGGCGCAGGCGGGUUCCUUUACUGCCAGGAGGGUGGACUGCACGCGCGCGCACACACACACACACACACACACACACACACACACACACACACACACACACACACACACACACACACACACACACACACACACACACACACACACACACACACACACACACACACACACACACACACACACACACACACACAUGGAACGAAGGGACCAAGUAAAGUACAACAUGAGAGACAGAGAGAGAGAAAAAACGCUCAACAACUAACCCCUCCCACACACACACACACACACACACACACACACACACACACACACACACACACACACACACACACACACACACACACACACUCUAAGGUGCCUUACUCCCGUGCGCUCACCUGUCUGGGAGGCUCCACAGGUGUUAGCCUCACCUGGGCCAGGGCAGCUCUGUAGGAGGCCCCACCGCGGCACCCAUCACACCACCUCAACAAAGUGCCCGCAAUUUCAUGAUCUCUGGGCUUCGUUGGCCCUUAAAUACCCUUCUAAAUAGUGACCGGGAGAGUAAAGAGGACCCAACCCAGCCUGCUUGUGUUAGGACAUAGAAAAGACAAUGGUAAAAGAAGGGGAAGGGUAGGAAUAAUGUUUGUGCUAAGGGAGUAAAACGAGGAUUAAAAAAUAGAAGGGGAAGAGAAAGAAAUGUCUAGUUUUGUGUUCAGAAAGUGAAAAAGAUGGAGGAAGGAAAGAAAUGAUCUAAGUAAACUUUGUGGAAGUGAAGAGAUGGAAGAAAAGUAAAGGGAAAAGGGAAAACACCGCGUAUUUGUGUUAAGAAAGUGAAGGUGGAAAUGAAACAAAAAAUGAAGAAAGGAAAAAAAUACAUGCAUUUGUUUUAAGAAAGAAAAAAGGAUAAAGCUCAAGAAAAUAAAUAAUAAAUGCAACUGAAAAAAAAAAAAAAAAAUACCCCACAAAGAUUACAGAAAAUAAUGAUCAAACAUAGAACGAAAGAAAACAUACAAUGCUAAGCCACAGUGCACGAUAUUACAUAAACAUACAGACAUACAGGAAGAAAAGAAGGAAGGACGAUUAACUGAAAAAAAAACACAUGAAAAAAAAAAAGAAAAAAAUCAUUAUACAUCGCAUCUUGCAAGUUAAUAAGUAGUAAAGAAAAAUGUAUGAAUGAGUGUUAUACAUAGAAAUAUUUAUUGAAGAAAAGCUAUUCUACUUUAAUCACCUACUACUACUACUACUACUACUACUACUGUUUCUACUCGACUACUACUACUACUACUACUACUACUUAUUUUACAUGACAAGGUUAAUACCAUGUGUGUGUGUGUGCGUGUGUGUGUGUUUCUCUCCCCGGCAUUAUGUUGAGUCAGUCCGAGUCAAUCAGCACGUCAGUCAGUCAGCACUCCACCAUCACACAAGUGCCAUUAAUGAAUAACUCUGCGUGUGUGUACGUACGUUCGUGUCCGUGUGCGUUCUUGCGGUUCUUUCGACUCCUUCACGUGGUACAGGAAGAACCGACAAGAACCGAUUUUUUUAUUAUUAUUAUUAUUAUUAUUAUUAUUAUUAUUUAUUUUUUUCAUGCCUUUUUCUUUUUUUUCUGUUUCAGUCAAUUAUGGAUGAACUCUUAUAUUUUUCGUUUCUUCAGUCAAUAUUGCGAACAUUUUUACUUAAUUUUGGUUCCAUUAACUUACUUUUUUUUUUUUUUACAUUCCUUGAGUCAGAACAUUCGAUAUCGUUACAUUCCACCAGUCAAUCCUGCUAAGAUUUUUGUCCCUUUGCUCAAAACAACACUUUUUUAAAUCAUUCCAUCACUGAAAACUACGAUAUAUUUAGUGUUAUCUUUUUAAACUAUUUAAACUAUCAGUAUCUUUACAUUCCUUAAAUAAAACUGAUAGUAGACAUUUUGAAUGAUAGAUAAACAGAUAAGUGGAAAUUUCCGCAAAAAAAAAAGAUAAAACGUACAUUUUUCAAACUCAUUAAUAAAUAUCUUGCUUUUCAACCUCUCGCAAUAGAAAAAGUGAGAAAUUCAUAAGAGAGAGAGACAAAUGAGACUGAAUCCUCUUGUAUAGUAUUUAAGGCUCUUUUAAUGCGUUCCAAACCCUGAUACACACACAAGGCAGAGCUUCUUGUACUCUCAUAGUUGUUACUGUUGUUGUUGCGGUGGUGGCGGUGGCGGUGAAUGACAGACAGACAGACACAUGAAAAAACUACAAAAAAAGGAAAAAAAAAAAACAGAAUCAAUGAGAGAGGAAAACAAAAGACAAGAGCAUUGAAAUGAGAUGAAGAAAAUGAAGACUAAACAUUCUCAAGUGCCUUACUCCUUCAUUCAUUCAUUCAUUCAUUCAUUAUGCUGUGAUUUAGGGUUAAGUGUCCCCUGCCCCCCCCUACACCCCCCAUCCUACACUGGGGUUUACGCUGAUGUUUGUAUAUUUUGUCCAAUUGUAAACCCUUCGCCAAAUAAUCACACUCUUUUUUUUUUUCUCUUUUCUUUUAAGUAUGUAUGUGUCGUCCUUAUUUUAUAUUUAAGUGGGCAGCAGCGCUUUUUUCUAAAUGUUUUUUUAAAGUGUUUUUCUGAUGUGGUCUUGAUGACAUUUUUUUGAUAAUACUGUGUACUUUGUAUGUUCUUGUAAUGAAUAAAGAUUUUUUUUAGGAUAC
Messenger RNA from Scylla paramamosain (green mud crab), 5400 nucleotides. Its product is annotated as innexin inx2-like. The record is from RefSeq and is a predicted model, not a curated record. Gene Ontology annotation, cellular component: gap junction; plasma membrane. The coding region runs from base 1310 to 2638 and encodes 442 amino acids. The transcript has 3 exons. NCBI's taxonomy places the organism in Eukaryota, Metazoa, Arthropoda, Malacostraca, Decapoda, Portunidae. Gene Ontology annotation, molecular function: gap junction channel activity.